Messenger RNA from Cryptomeria japonica (Japanese cedar), 408 nucleotides. Its product is annotated as 36.4 kDa proline-rich protein-like. The coding region runs from base 1 to 408 and encodes 135 amino acids. The record is from RefSeq and is a predicted model, not a curated record. Lineage: Eukaryota; Viridiplantae; Streptophyta; Pinopsida; Cupressales; Cupressaceae. The transcript has a single exon.
AUGAUGAUGACGAAGAAGGCGGGAGCUUUAGUGAUGAUAUGUAUGAUAGGGUUGGCAACCUGCAUGCCUUGUGUAAUGGCACGGAGCAGCAGAAAGUGUAGUCCUCCUCCCCCAGGAAUACCUGGAUUAGCACCAGGAACAGGCACCUGCCCAUUGAAUGCACUUAAACUGGGAGCUUGUGUAGAUGCUCUUGGAGGAGUGGCUCAUGUGGGCGUCGGUGAUCCAAUUGUGAACAAAUGCUGCCCGGUGUUGAAAGGAGUGUUGGAAUUGGAGGCAGCCCUGUGUUUGUGUACAACCAUUCGGGUUAAAAUCCUGAAUCUCAACAUCAUCCUCCCUCUGGCUCUUGAGCUCUUUGUUCAGUGUGGUCUCACACCUCCUCCUGGAUUCAAAUGCCCUCCUCUUAACUAA